AGGAGGGUCUUGGGGGUUCACCAGGAGGGUCUUGGGGGUUCACCAGGAGGGUCUUGGGGGUUCACCAGGAGGGUCUUGGGGGUUCACCAGGAGGGUCUUGGGGGUUCACCUGGAUAAUCACAGAUAAAGUGACAUUCAUUGAUAAUCCGGACUGGAAUUGUAAUCACUGUUGGAUGUUCCCCAAAUCAUGCUGUAACCCCCAGGGGAGUGAGGCUGGGUCAGUGCUGGGGGCCCUGUGAGUCCCAGGAUCCUGCCCCUUCCUCCCCCUCCAUGCUGGCGGUGUCCAGGACUAACUAAUACCCACCAUGGGGGAUUUCUAUGACCCAGAGCAUCCAACUGAGCCUUCCCAUUUGGAUUACAACAGAGAAGAAGAAAAUGGCGAGGCCAAGAGUGAAAACCCAUCUAGAGCUGGAUUUGGUAAAGCCUCUACAUUCAAGGGUCUAUCAUCAAGUCGCUUUUUACCAAAAGGAACUAAAGCGAAGGUGAACUUGGAAGAACAAGGACGACAGAAAGUCUCGUUCAGCUUCAGUUUUACGAAAAAAACUUUUCCCAACCGGUUACUGACGUCCCUGGUCAAUGAAAAGCAAAACGAGUCUCAGACCGCUUUGCCCAGCGCUGCCGAGCAAAUAUCAAAGUUUAAAAUGGAUUUUAAUGAGUCGGGAGGGGUGGCUGACGAGCUUUCCCCCCCAAAACCCAAGGUUGAAUUGGGAAAAAUUCAUUUCAAGAAGCACCUCCUCAGUGUUACUAACAAACUUCCAGCCCCUCCACCACCACCCAUUUCAGUUCCAUUGCCCAUGUUUACGUCCCCUCUGGUAUCUCCUGUAGAGAAUACACAAACUCUGGAAACCCCAAUAAAACCAGAUGUUCCUGAUCCAACUCUCUUAUCUUCAAAAGAAAAAUCACCUUUGUCUGUGACUUCCCAGGCUACAUCAACAAAACAAGUGCCCAUUCCAUGCUAUGCUGCUAAAGAACCACCUAGUCCAUUAGAGGCAGAAGUCAAGUGUUCGGACAGCAAAGACUUCCCAGUGGUUUCUGUUGUAGAAAGUCCAAGCAGUCAGAAAGUUUUUGAAAAGGCGGACUUAGCCAUGCCUAAAGAAUAUUCCCAUAUUGGGAAAGAGGAAAAAGUCUUGAGCAGUAUACAAAAUGUCAAACCAAAUCCCAGUCCAGAAAAACAUGGUUCUAAAUCCAAGCCAGAACCAGUCUCUAAGGAGUCUGAGUCAGAUGGUGAUUCUGUUCAGACUUCGUCAAGUCACAGGUCUCAUGAAUUAAAAGGUGCUCCAAGUAAGGAAAAAGACACAAAAAGAUGCUCAAUGUCUUUGAGAAGUGAUGAUGUUGGAAGACACUCCUCUUCAACAAGGUCAAAAUCCACAAAAGAUGAGAAAUAUUCAAGUUAUUCAAAGUCGGACCGGGACACUAGAUACUCUUACUCGCAUUCUAGAUCAGACCGUGAAAGGAGACGGAGCAGAUCCCGCUCCAGAUCUCGAUCAAAAUCUAGAUCUGAUAGAGCUCCUAGAAGUAGCUCCUCUUACUCCAGGUCUGAACGUACACAUUAUUAUGAGUCGGAUCGCCGAUACCACAAGAGCUCUCCGUACAGGACCAGAUAUUCUCGCUCUAAUGCUGAUAGUAGGACAAGAGACAGUUCUGAUUCAGAAGAUGACUACCGAAGGCACAGCAGAUCAAGUGAUUCUAGACGCCAGACAUCAUCAAGUUCCACUUCUUACAGAGACUCAAGGACUUCUUCUCAUUCUAAAUAUGACAGAGAUUCAAAGGUGGAAUUGUCUCGUGAUCUUGAUAGAAGAGGAAGAACCUCAAGUAGAAGUGAAAAAGAUUUUCAAAAGUCAACUGAAAAGGAUUUUAAGAAGUCAUCUGAGGUAGAUGCAACAAAGAAAGGAUCUCCUCAAAAAGAGAACGAGGGAAAGCAUCAAAAAGAUUGUGACAGCAAAAUGAAAAAAGAUACUGAUGGCAGACCGCAGAAUGAAGCAGAUGUCAAACCACCAAAAGGGUUUGAGGACAGGCUGCUAAAGGGAACUGAAAACUGUUUGCAGAAGUAUGCCGAUGGAAUAUUGUCCAAAGAUGAGCGUGACAAACUCCAAAAUGAAGCAGAUAGCAUGUCUUCAGGACAUGUCGAGAGCAGAUCAGAAGAUUCUGAAAGUGGACUGCUAAAAGAAGCAAAUGCUAGCUGGCAAAAUGAUACAGAUACCAUACCUCCAAAAGAUCUUGAGAGCAGGUCUGUAAAAGAUUUGGAAAGCCGACUGCUGAAAUCUGUUGAUGAAAAAUUUGUGAAAGAUGAGGCUGACCAGCUGCAGAAUGAAGCGGAUUCCUUGCCUCCAAAUGAUGUUGAUACCAGUCCAGUAAAACGUACAGAAGGUGAACUAAAGAAGUAUGCUGGUGGACAAUUGCUGAAAGAUGCAGAUGACCAGUUGCAAAAUGAAGCACAUACCAGACCUUUAAAAGAUGUUGAGAGCACUUCACCAAGAGAUACGGAGGGCAGAUUGCAAAAGUAUUCUGAUGAAAACUCAGAGAGAGAUAUACAGCAAAAUGUUGCAGAUACCAUGUUUCCAAAAGAUGUAAAGCUCACCCCAACGAAAGAUAUUGAUGGUGGAUUGCUGAAAUAUGAUGAUUUAAAAGUGUCAAAAGAUACAAAUGACCGACCGCAUAUUGGCGCACAUGCCAGGCCACCAAAAGAUUCUGAAAGCAGGCUUGAGAGAGAUGCAGAAAGCCAGUCGCACAAACAGGAUGAUAGAAAAUCUCUGAAAGAAGAGUAUUGCCACCUGAGCACUGAGGCUCCUACCAAGCCAGAUAAAGCAGCAGAAGGCAAGUCUCCAAAGGAGGCAGAAGAAAGUCCAUUAAAGGAGACAGAAGUUAAAAUUCAAACUAAAGUUGAAACCAGGGUGAGCUUCCGUUUAAGGUCAAAUUUAUCUAAAGUAAUUCCACCUAAACAAGACUAUGUAACUACAAGGUCUCGGAGCUCAAAAUGGGAUAUAGAAAAGAAACUGCCCGUUGUCUCUGUACGCAAAGAGGAUUGCAAAAGUGUAAAAAAAGAGGGCUCUGCAAAUGUUCCUGUCUCCAAAAAGUUUCUUGAACUCGACCUGCACAAAACACUUCACCUGGACUCUAAGCCAGCAAGCAAAUUGCCUUGCUCUGCUAAAUUGCCUAUUUCUGACAGUGCCAAAGGCUCCAGCAGAUUAUCGAAGAGGAAGACCCAAGUUUCCAUAAAAGCCACAUAUGAAGCCGUACCAGCACCAGACCAAACAGAUUUGAGUCUUUCGCCAAGAGAAACAUGGAAUUUUGUAACUCUGAGUUCCACAGAUGAUCCUUCACCAGAGGAACUAAGUGCUUUGCAUUAUUCUGAAAGUUCCCAGUCAUGCGCACUUAAGAUUGAAGACUCUAGUGUAGACAUUGUAAAUUUUAAAGCAAAUGAAGCUAUUCGUAAGCCUGAGAAUGUUGUGGAUGAGCCAAAUGUAGUAGAUCACAGUUGUUCAAGUGUCCAUAGCAAGGACGAUGAUGUACAUUGCCCUCCAGCAGAAAAUAAAUGUUCUCCUGGAUUUGCAGAUAAUUCCACACCUCUGUCUAUGACAGAAUCAAAUAAGCUAUUUGUAAAUACAAGCAGGACAAUGGAGACAAGACCUUUGGGUACUUUAGUGAAAGAGGUUUCUGAAACACCUCAAGAGGAUUCCCAGUGUUCUAAGCAGAUUCACAAAAAUGAAAGUUGUGUCUUGUCCCCAGCCCAUAAUCUUGAACCACCACUUAGAGCUGAUCAGUCUACCUCUGAAAAACUUAAAAUAGAUCUAGUGAGUUGUGACACGGAACUCUCUACGGAAACUAUCCUUGAUUCCGAUGAGACGUCUGAUGAUUCAAGUAGUAUUGUUCAAAGUCAGCCUUGUGAUCUGUUGAUGGCAGAGGUAUCCAUGAUACCAGAAAACAAUGCUGCCAUGCACGUUGCAGAAGAGACCAUCACUUGCAAUGAAAUGAUUUGCGAUAAAUUGAUCGAAGACCAGUCUCCUCCAGCAGCCUUGGAAAGUGGGCUAUCUGACCUUUCUAUAAUUAAAAGGCAAAGCGAAGAGAGAGAACGCAUUUGGGAUGAAGCUGUCCUUUCAUCUGAAGUACUGGCUCAGCAGCAGGAAAUACCAUUCACCAAUAAAGAUACAUUUUUCCUGGACAGAUGCAUGGAGAAAACCGAGAAACCAAUGGAGAACUUAGACACUCCAGUGGUGAACUAUGCUACUUUUGAAACUGAGAGUAGCAAAAAAACAUCCAGUGCCGUAAUCCGUGCUGUUGUGGAUUAUUAUUCAGACACUGAAGAAAGUGAGAGUGACGAAAGUGACUCGGAAGACACUGAUUCAGAUGACAGCGGCAUGCCCAGGAAUCGUUUGCAUUCAGUUGUGAUAGUACCUAAAAAUUCCACCAUUGCAAUGGAAGACACUGUCUCUUCUCCCUCAAGUCACAGUGAAAGUCCUAUUCUAAAUGAUGAAGUAACCAAGCCUGAGCACAAGCCACUACAAGGAGAGCUUGAGUCAUUGCCCGAUCAGAUUGAAUGUAAAAUACAUGAGCUUCAGGAAGGUAGUCCUCAAUCUGACCUAUUGGUUGAAAGAGAAGAAAUUGUCCCUACUUUGACAGAUGUUUCAGAGGUCCACACGUCUGUGCCUGUGGCCCAGGCUCAGGCUCCUGGGCCGGUGGUGCAGGCUCAGGCUCCGGGGCCAGAAGGUCAGCUCCAUCAGAGUGAUGGUGUAGACAGUACCAGUCCGCCUGAGAAUAUUGAACUUUCAAACGGGGUAGAAAAACUCUCAAAAGUAACGUUAAUACAAGAACUUGUAAAAAUAAACCAAGCAUCAAGCCCUAAGAGAGAGAACCAGGUCACAUUGCCAUCUGUUGAGUCUAACUUAAAAACAUCCCAUAAUCAAGCACUUCCAACUCCUGCUGAGAAACCAGACAGUAGACAGGAGAAAGCAGGGUCUGAUCUAGUGCAACGGCCAAGUGAUUUCUCAAGAAUCGAUGAUGGUUUUCAAGCAGCAGAGGACUUAUCCGGCCUUGGAUGGGAUUUCUCACAGCCAGAGAAACCCAGUAGCACUUACCAGCAGCCUGAUAGUAGUUACAUGUACUUUGGCUACAAUUACCCCCCAGGAAUCUAUGAAGCACAUCAGAGUUACAACAAAGACAAUGGUUAUUGGGAUCCUGCAUUACACGGGAAACCACCUGAACUAAUUUAUGGAAAACCACCUAUGCAAGUCCCUGAUUCUCUGACUCAUUGUUAUGAUGAAGAUGACGAGGACUUCAACUGGGAUUCAGAAUACGGUCAAAGCCUCGCAUUUCACGCUGAAAGACCCCACAGUGAGCGGCAAAGGGAAAACCGUUCUGUGCAGGCACAUGAGAUCAGCAGCAACUCCACGAAGGAUCAGGUCACCGCUGUGGGAAAAAGGGAGCACAUGUUAAAGGCAGACCUUAAAGAACGAGGACCUUUCAAAAAAAGGAGGCAAGAGCUGGAGAGUGACUCUGAAAUCGAUGCAGAUGCUUUGGAGAGAAAAAAAAUUAAGGCAGGCCUAAUGCUCUCGGCAUUACCAAAGCCGAGCGGUGAAUCCAUUUUAUGUAACAUGGAUAAGUUCAGAGAUACCCAACACUGGAAGGAUUGUUCCCGUCAUGGAAGAAUGCCCCCGUUCUUUGACCUCAUUGAGGAGAAUGUCUACUUAACGGAAAGAAAGAAAAACAAAAGCCACCGAGAUAUCAAGAGGAUGCAGUGUGAAUGUCCUCCUCUCUCCAAAGAGGAGAGGUCCCAAUGCGAGGUGGCAUGUGGAGAGGAUUGUCUGAAUCGCCUUCUCAUGAUAGAAUGCUCCUCGCGGUGUCCAAACGGAGAAUACUGCUCCAAUCGCCGCUUCCAGAGGAAGCAGCAUGCAAACGUUGAAGUCAUCUUAACUGAGAAAAAGGGUUGGGGUCUCCGUGCCGGCCAAGACCUGAAGCCGAAUGCAUUCGUGCUAGAAUACUGCGGAGAGGUGCUGGACCACAAAGAGUUUAAAACCCGAGUGAAGGAAUACGCUCGCAACAAGAACAUUCAUUACUAUUUCAUGGCACUGAAAAAUGACGAGAUCAUUGAUGCUACUCAGAAAGGAAACUGUUCCCGUUUUAUGAACCAUAGCUGUGACCCGAACUGUGAAACCCAAAAGUGGACUGUAAAUGGGCAGCUAAGAGUUGGAUUCUUCACAACCCGGCUGGUUCCUGCUGGCUCAGAGCUGACCUUUGAUUAUCAGUUUCAGAGAUAUGGCAAAGAGGCCCAGAAAUGCUUCUGUGGUUCAGACAACUGCCGGGGAUACAUUGGUGGGGAAAACCGGGUCAGUAUUAGAGCAGCCGGGGGUAAAAUGAAGAAGGAGCGGUCCCGCAAGAAGGAUUCGGUCGACGGUGAGCUGGAAGCCUUGCUGGAGAAUGGAGAAGGUCUUUCUGACAAAAACCAGGUCCUUAGCUUAUCACGGCUUAUGGUUCGGAUCGAGACUAUGGAGCAGAAGCUAACCUGUCUCAAACUGAUCAGAAACACACAGUCUCAGUCGUGUCUCAAAUCGUUCUUGGAGUGUCAUGGAUUGUCUCUGCUCUGGAUCUGGAUGGCAGAACUUGGGGACAGUCGAGGAAAUACCAGUAACAGCAUCAAGCUUCAGCUAGAGAUCAUUCGAACUCUGGAGAUACUUCCUAUUCCUAAUAAGAAUAUGCUGGAGGAGAGCAAGAUCUUGCCAAUCAUUCAGCGUUGGGCCAAAACAAAGUUGGCCAUCCCUCAUCUAAGUGAGGGCGACGGCUACUCCAGCGAGAAUACAUCCCGUGCUCACACACCACUUAACACCCCUGAUCCUGCUGCUAGGCUAAACGUUGAACUUGAAGGUGAAACCCCCAAGAAGCUGGUGCUGAGAAGACUGAAAAUCAUCAGUGAAAACAGCAUGGACAGCGCAGUCUCUGAUGCCCCAAGCGAAGUUGAAGUCAAGGAAGCACCAGAAAGAGUGGAAGUACAAGCUACUGAGGAGUCUAUAGAAUCCCAGUUACCCAAAGAGCAAGAAAAAAAAUUUGAGGAAAAAUCUGAAGAAGAGAAUAAGCCCAAGCAGCUGGACACAGCAGCCACUGAAGAGCAACAGCUUCAAGAACCUAAAAAGGACCCAGACCCUUCAACAGAUGCCAGCAAAGUGCAGACACCUGGAACCGAGGUACCUGAAACAGAGGUCAAGGAGAAUGUAAAGUCAGAAGACACUACCGCAGUGGAAACGCCAUCCCAGGAUGAGGAGGAAGGCAUCUCAGAUGUAGAAAGUGAACGGAGCCAAGAGCCUGCAGACAAGAUGUUGGAUAUGGGUGAUCUGGCCACCAAGCUCCUGGAGGGCUGGAAGGAUUUGAAGGAGGUCUAUCGGAUCCCGAAGAAAAGCCAGGCGGAGAAGGAGAAUCAUGAUCGCUGGAGGGACACUGCAAAUUCUGGAUAUUCUGCAACUACUUCCAAAGGACAGGGUCGGGAGAGGGACUCUGAGAGGUCAAGCCAGAGGAAACGCCGGCAGUCUCCCUCACCUCCAGCAUUUUAUGAGCGACCACCAAAGAGAGGGGAGGACAGCAGAUAUGAAACACCAGUUUCUUCCAAGAAGAAAAGCCGCGCUCAAGACCGAAAUAAGUUGUCCACAGAGGAGCGCAGGAAGCUGUUUGAGCAGGAGGUGGCGCAGAGGGAGGCGCAAAAACAGCAGCAGCAAAUGCAGACUCUGAACAUCACCUCGCCAAUCUCUUACGAGUCUUUACCUUAUGGCACACAGCUCCCACCGCCCUUCAUACACUACCCCACAGGGUACCCCAUCCAGUCUUUUGUGGAUCCCACAAAUCCCAAUGCAGGGAAGGUGCUGCUGCCUACUCCACCCAUAGACUCUGUUCCGUCUCCAAAUAGCUACGAUCCCUCGCAGGGGAUGGUGGUUAAUCCGGCCAUGCUCACUCCACAGCAAGUUUCAGUGGUGCAACAUGUUCCACCUCCCAUGGAGGUUCCCACGCAGCAGUAUGUAGCCCAGGGUGAAAGCCUUGUACCCCAAGAACAGAACGUAGCUGUCCUUCCGGUGCCUGCUCCUAAUUCCGUGCCAACGCAGAGUUAUGGAGUAUGGGAUCCCAACCAGCAAGCGGUGGCAGUUCAACAGCAACCACAACAGUCGCAGCCUCCAUACCCACCUCCUCCCUCUCAGCCUGCCAUCUACUAUCAAGGACAAGCAUGCCAACCCAUGUAUGGGGUUCCUACCGCUUACGCCCAGACUCCACAGCCCAUUGUACAGGGUUACACGCAGGCAGGCUUGCAGUAUAUCCAGGGCCAGCAGAUGUACGCAGCACACCCCCAGGGUUGCGUAGUCCAGCAAGCGCCCCCCGUACCUACAAUGGUGGCCCCCGGGCCCCCUCAGGCCCUGCAGCAGCCUGAGAUGGGUCUGCCUGCAAACAACCUGCUGGAUCUCCCUCCUCCAUCGCCUCCCAAACCCAAAACCAUUGUUCUCCCUCCGAGCUGGAAGACUGCCCGGGAUCCUGAGGGUAAAAUCUACUAUUACCAUGUAAUAACAAGGCAAACCCAGUGGGAUCCCCCGUCCUGGGACAGUCCUGGUGAUGAGGGGGGAAGCUUGGACCAUGAGGCAGAAAUGGACCUGGGAACCCCUACAUACGAUGAGAACCCAAUGAAGGGUUCCAAAAAGGCUAAGACUGCUGAAGCAGACACCUCGAGUGAGCUGGCGAAGAAGAGCAAGGAGGUGUUCAGAAAGGAGAUGUCACAGUUCAUCGUACAAUGUCUGAACCCAUACAGAAAGCCAGACUGCAAGAUCGGAAGAAUAAACACAACAGAAGACUUUAAACAUCUGGCCCGCAAGCUAACCCACGGCGUCAUGAACAAAGAGUUAAAAUACUGCAAGAAUCCAGAGGACCUCGACUGUAACGAAAAUGUCAAACACAAGACCAAGGAAUACAUCAAGAAAUACAUGCAGAAGUUUGGAUCUGUUUACAAGCCCAAAGAGGACAUAGACUUUGAAUAGCCCUCUCUGGAUGCAGACUGAUUUACAUUCAACAGGAUGGAAAUAGUGGCGUAGUCAGUACUCAGCGGACGCCAUGAGCCAGAGGCAUUUUACAAUAUGUGUAUGGAUUUUCAUUAAAUGGAAAACAAAUUGUGUGACAUCUAUUUUCACACUCCCCACCCCUGUAAACCCCCUGUUUGUUCUAACUGUAAUGGUUCCCAUAUAAUACAAAAGAGACGGUCAUUGCAAAUGGGGACACAAUGAAGGAGACUAAACCAUUUGUGUGAAAAUGGAAUUCCGCCUUCCUUUCUUCACCUGGUUUCGUAACUGUACAGCGCAAUAAAUUGUGGGAAUAUUAUUUUUUUUCUCCUUAUGGACUUGUAUUAUAUUUUAACAUAUAUGUGAAUAUGAUAUAUUUUUUGUUUUCAUCUUCCAGCUAAAAACAAAAAAUAAGAACUCUUCUCCAGAGCAUUAUCUCACAACCGCUUCAUUUUGUAAAUAUUCUGUUGACAAGCGCUAAUUGUGUUGCUCUUGACUUCGGUUAAUUUUCUUUUUGGUAUUCCUUGCAGCCUUGUGCAUUGAUGACGAUUUGAUAUUUUGUUUGUUUUUUAUUUUACAGGCUAUAUAAUUUUACUUAAAAUUUUUACUGAACUUUUUAUGUAUAAAAGGAAAAAAAAAGAAUAAAUCCAUUUGCCUACAACGAUAUGUAAAGAUAACUGAAAUCAAGAAAUCAAGUGACUAUUUCAUUUUCUGAACUGUUAAUUGUGGCAAAUAGGAAUAUGUGUUCUCUGAAUAUCUGCAGUUUGUAUUAAAUUGUAAUAAAUAGUUUUCUCCUACA
Messenger RNA from Pelobates fuscus (common spadefoot toad), 9813 nucleotides. It is a transcript of the gene SETD2, whose product is annotated as SET domain containing 2, histone lysine methyltransferase. NCBI's taxonomy places the organism in Eukaryota, Metazoa, Chordata, Amphibia, Anura, Pelobatidae. The record is from RefSeq and is a predicted model, not a curated record. Gene Ontology annotation, cellular component: chromosome; nucleus. Gene Ontology annotation, molecular function: protein binding; histone H3K36 methyltransferase activity. The transcript has 22 exons. The coding region runs from base 306 to 8996 and encodes 2896 amino acids. Gene Ontology annotation, biological process: regulation of DNA-templated transcription.